This is a messenger RNA of Oryzias latipes (Japanese medaka), 1341 nucleotides long. RefSeq names its product complexin 4a (gene cplx4a). The record is from RefSeq and is a predicted model, not a curated record. Lineage: Eukaryota; Metazoa; Chordata; Actinopteri; Beloniformes; Adrianichthyidae. Gene Ontology annotation, biological process: neurotransmitter transport; synaptic vesicle exocytosis; regulation of neurotransmitter secretion. Gene Ontology annotation, cellular component: terminal bouton; SNARE complex. Gene Ontology annotation, molecular function: syntaxin binding.
UGUGUGUUUGUGUCUGUUGGUUCUCAUCAGUGUGUCCUUGACUCUGUAGUCAAGCAGCAGGUUAGCUAGAGAGCUACCACUGGAUUUAACUGCUACAGGAAGCCAUAUCAUUUUUAUUCCCCAAAACCACCCUCAUCGCAGAGUAAACGCUCCUCGAGAUGGCUUUCUUGAUCAAGAGCAUGAUUGGGAACCCCCUGUCAGGAAUUGGUCUCGGUGGCGGAGGUGACAAAGAAGAGGAGUCAACCCCCUCAGAUCCAGCCAAAGCUGCAGGGAUGACGCGCGAAGAGUAUGAAGAGUACCAAAAACAGUUGGUGGAGGAAAAGAUGGAAAGAGAUGCAGAUUUCUUGCACAAGAAGGCUGAAAGGGCAACUCUCAGGGUGUGUCUGAGGGACAAAUACAGGCUGCCAAAGAGCGAGCAGGACGAGAACAUGAUUGAGAUGGCCGGGGACGACGUGGACGUUCCAGAGGAGCUUCUGAAGAUGGUGGACGAAGAUGCCACAGAGGAGGAGGGCAAGGACUCCCUCAUGGGCCAGAUUCAAAACUUGCAGAAUAUGGACAUGGAUCAGCUGAAAGAGAAGGCCUCGGCCACCGUCACCGAGCUGAAAAGCAAAGCAGAAGAGAAGUGCUCCGUCAUGUGAACAAUAGCUGAGGGGUGUAGCUUGUGGGGAAGAGGGGAAACAAAAUGACCAUGAAAAUAUUUGUUUAUAUGUCAUAAUUUCACCUGUUUCUGGACAUAUGUACAGAUAAACUGUAUAAAAAAGUCUGUAAAGAGCUUACUCAUUGACACAUUUUCCUUAUAUGGUAUAAACAUUUGUCAAAUCAUUACGUAUUGAAAAUAACUUUAAAAAUAUAGUUAUUUACAUUCUAAAUGUCAAUGCUUAACCCCAUCUUUGUGUGAGAAAACACUCGUUUCUUUUUUCACAUGAUGAGUGAUUUUAUUAUUAAAGUUUGAAUUUGAAUCAAAUUAUUAAAAAAUAAAAUACAGAGACAUUCUGAUAAAAACUCAAUCCUAUCUAAGUAUUUUUAUUUACCUUUUAUUUUAUCUGUUCAUCUAGAUGUUUGUUUCUUUUUUUUCUAAUCUGUAUGUGGUGUUUGGAUCAUGAUAUUUAGUUUCUCUGAUGUGAUGUUGACAAAAGCUGGUGAUCAUUUCAAGUUUUGACAUCUUCACUGCAUCUUUAGUACCUGUAAUAUUUGCUAAGGUGUUUGCAAUUUUGCACAAACUCUAUAGAAAGCAGAACGAUGACUAAAAUGUACAUAACCAUUUGUGAAGUGCUUGAAGGAAUACAAUGCUGACAAAAUGACUCUAAUAUUUAAAUAAAGUUGUAUAUUGACUAAAAAAAA